This is a messenger RNA of Phragmites australis (common reed), 3292 nucleotides long. RefSeq names its product protein SPA1-RELATED 4-like. The transcript has 7 exons. The record is from RefSeq and is a predicted model, not a curated record. Gene Ontology annotation, biological process: protein phosphorylation; photomorphogenesis. Lineage: Eukaryota; Viridiplantae; Streptophyta; Magnoliopsida; Poales; Poaceae. The coding region runs from base 601 to 2964 and encodes 787 amino acids. Gene Ontology annotation, molecular function: ATP binding; protein kinase activity; protein binding.
UCCUGCUCUCAUGUUCGAGGCAAAUCUUUUUGGGAAUCGCCUGCGACUUGGUGGUGGACUUCGCCUUCUCUCUCCCCCGCAGUGAGCGAGCGGGCGAGAAAUUUGUGGCGUCAAGAUCGCUUCGUCGUUGGUUCGUCUCUCUGGUUAGGUUUGGUGUUUAGUGCGGUGGUACCAGCACGUACUACUGUAGCAGGUAAGCUACAGGCAGAGGGAGCUGGACUGGUGGCUGUGCUGCUGCUGCUUCUUCGAACUGGUGGUAGUUUGGGGGCGAGGUGUUCGAGGGUAAGGGUCGCGGGCGUUGUGCGGCUGGGAGGCGGCUAACGAGGCGACGCGAAAUAAAGCAGUAGAGGAGAGAGCCCCGGGGAUUGUGUGGCGAGCGCUGCUCGCCUCUACUCCACUCCUCUCACCUCGCGUUUGUGCGGCGGGCGGGCUCAGGUGGCUGCGGCGGGUGCUUCAGAUCCUUAUCUCCUUGCUGCUCCGAGGCGGUUUGGAGCGGUCGUUGCUGGCUUGGAUGGGGCUCCGGGAGCAGUAGGUGGAGCCGGAGGACGCGGCGAAUCGGAGGUGAUCCGGCCAUGGGGUAGAGUGGUGGGGGUGUAUGGUAUGGAGGCCUCCCGUGACGCCGGCGGCGGCGGGCGGCGGUGGGGGGAGGUGGACGGCGAAGCGGCGGAGGAAGGAGGAGGAGGGGCAGGGCGAGAAGAGGAGGGGGGCGAGGUGAGCCUGAGGGAGUGGCUGGACCGGCCGGGCCGCGUGGUGGAGGCCGCGGAGUGUGUGCACGUGUUCCGGCAGGUGGCGGAGGCGGUGGCCAUCGCGCACGCGCAGGGGGUGGUCGUGGGCAGCGCGCGCCCGUCAUGCUUCGUCGUGUCACCGCCGUUCGCCCGCGUCGCCUUCAUCGAGUCCGCCUCGGGCUCCGACGCCUCGAGCUCGUGCUCGGGCUCCGACGCCUCCGACGACGCCGACCCAGACGCCUCGCCUCCGCGGCGAGGCGACGGCGCCGGCCGUGGGGAGGUGCGCGGCGGGAAGGCGUUCCCUCUGAGGAGCGUGCUGGCGAUGGAGCUCAACUGGUACACCAGCCCCGAGGAGGCGGAAGACAGCGGUGGUAGUGGUUCUACCUUCGCCUCCGACGUGUACAGAUUGGGUGUGCUGUUGUUCGAGCUGUUUUGUACGUUCGAAACUGUGGAGGAGAAGAUGCGGGCAAUGGCGAACCUGCGGGAUCGUGUGUUGCCGCCACAGCUGCUGCACAAAUGGCCCAAGGAAGCAUCCUUCUGCCAGUUGCUUAUGCACCCUGUGCCAGAAACCAGACCGAAGAUGAGUGAGGUGCUACAGAGUGAUUUCCUUAAUCAAUCGCGGAAUAACCUGGAAGAGCAUGAAGCAGCACUUAGGUUACGUGAAGAAAUAGAAGAACAAGAAUUACUGCUGGAUUUUCUUCAGCAGUUGCAGACAAGAAAGCAGGGUAUAGCAGACAAUUUGCAGGACACUGUUACUUUUCUCUCUUCUGAUAUCAAUGAGGUACUCCACCAGCAAUCAGCUCUUGGACAUUGUGGAAACUUCUCAUCUGAUUUUGAUAAAGAGGCGUGCUCUGGAACUGUUGAAGAUCAGAGUGAUUGUGGAUCCAGGAAGCGUUCCAGACCUGAGCUGCAAGGUGUUGACAUGGACGAACAGAAUCGGAGUCUGGAAGAAUGCUCUAGAACAGUGCCAUCCUCUGUGCUAAUCCAGGAAAGUGUUUUGUCAAAAAGCUCCAGGUUGAUGAAGAACUUCAAAAAACUUGAAACAGCUUACUUUCUAACAAGGUCCAAGUUGGCAAAGCAAGUUGGCAACCAAAUAAAUAGUUGUCAUCAAGUUGUCAAGAGGGCUACUGGUUCAGCUGUUGGGACUGAGGGGAGUUCAAUAGAUGAUUUUCCUUUGGAAGGACAAUAUGGUAGAAGGCAAAGUGGUUGGGUGAACUCUUUUCUUGAGGGAUUGUGCAAGUACUUGUCGUUCAGUAAGUUGAAAAUUCGGGCCGAACUGAGGCAUUGUGAUUUGCUGAACUCAUCAAACUUAGUAUGCUCCGCAGGGUUCGACCGGGAUAGAGAGUUUUUUGCAACUGCUGGUGUAAAUAAGAAGAUAAAAGUGUUUGAGUAUAAUAUGAUUGUAAAUGAAUAUCGUGACAUUCACUAUCCUGUGGUAGAGAUGUCUAAUAGAUCAAAAUUAAGUAGUAUUUGCUGGAACAGUUAUAUGAAGAGCCAUAUAGCAUCUAGUGAUUUUGAGGGUAUCGUACAGGUUUGGGAUGUUACUAGGAGUCAAGUUUUCGUUGAGAUGAGGGAGCAUGAGAGGCGUGCGUGGUCGGUGGACUUCUCUAUUGUGGAUCCAACAAAAUUGGUCAGUGGGAGUGAUGAUGGUUGUGUGAAGCUGUGGGAUAUGAAUAAGGCUGGGAGUGUUGGCACUAUUAGAACAAGGGCAAAUGUGUGCUCUGUGCAAUUUCAACCUGAUUCUGCUCGCUCCAUUGCAAUUGGCUCAGCAGAUCACAAAAUUUACUGCUAUGAUCUUCGAAACAUACGAGCUCCUUAUUGUACACUAGUUGGACACACAAAAACUGUAAGCUAUGUGAAAUAUCUAGACGCGUCAACAAUAGUAUCUGCGUCUACUGACAAUUCAUUGAAGCUUUGGGACCUGUCUAUGAGUCCAGGAAGGAUAAUUGACAGUCCAAUUCAAACAUUUACAGGGCAUACAAAUACAAAGAACUUUGUUGGCCUUUCCAUUUCUGACGGGUACAUUGCUACUGGCUCUGAAACAAAUGAGGUUUUUGUCUACCACAAAGAAUUUCCAAUGCCAGUCUUGGCAUAUAAGUUCAACGUCGCAGACCCUAUAUCAGGCCAUGAGAUUGACGAUCCAUCGCAGUUCAUUUCAUGCGUGUGUUGGAGAGGGCAGUCUUCAACACUUCUCUCUGCUAACUCCAGCGGAAACAUUAAGAUCUUAGAAAUGGACUGACUCCGUGCCAUUGGAGUGUGCGUGUGCCCAGUUUCGAGUAGAAAUGGACUGGCUUCUUACCAAGGGUGUGUGUAUUGGGAAUGCAGAGAGGCCAACAGGGUGAAGUGUAACUUGAACAGAGUUGCUGAGUUGGAAGUUAGGAGUUUGGUAGAGGGGUGGCAGAUGUAACAGAUUUAGCAUUAAUUAAUAGGAUUACAGGUUAGCGUGGUAGCAAAGUAGCGUAUAUAGGAAAAUAAUUUGAGGUGUUGGGGGUCCCAGAAGGAAAGGUUUUGUACAUCAUUGGUUCGAGGUAUACUUGUAUAGGCAAUCAAUCCAAAUUUUUACCUAA